Molecule: messenger RNA, 1302 nt
Organism: Cyprinus carpio (common carp)
Lineage: Eukaryota; Metazoa; Chordata; Actinopteri; Cypriniformes; Cyprinidae
Gene: ccnh
Product: cyclin H
Biological process (GO): DNA-templated transcription; regulation of transcription by RNA polymerase II; regulation of cyclin-dependent protein serine/threonine kinase activity
Cellular component (GO): nucleus; transcription factor TFIIK complex
Molecular function (GO): cyclin-dependent protein serine/threonine kinase regulator activity
Source: RefSeq, a predicted model, not a curated record
AAUCGACAUCAUCAAAAAGCGACUAAAAGGUUGCGUGAAUCUUACGCGACGCGUUCUCGCGCACGUCUACUGUUGAAACAAAAAUCAGUAGCUGAAUCUUAAAACCAUUGAAUAUUUGUACGACCAUCCUUGAUACACAGACGGAGCGUCACCGUGUCAACUAGAGGGCUUUAUAUUCAGCAUGUAUCACAACAGCUCUCAGAAGAAAUUCUGGACUUACGACAAAGAGGAAUCCUUAGAUAAACUAAGACUAGAAGCUAAUCGGAAGUUCUGCUCAAAAGGCAUGUCCAGUGGGAAGCCUGGAAUAAAUAAAUCCAUGUUUCUUGAUGAGCAAGAAGAGAAGGUGCUCUUCAGACACUAUGAGAAGAGAUUGCUAGACUUCUGUGCCAUAUUCAAGCCUGCCAUGCCUAAAUCUGUCGUGGGCACAGCUUGUAUGUAUUUUCGAAGAUUCUAUUUGAACAACUCUUUGAUGGAGUAUCACCCUCGGACGAUAAUGUUGACAUGUGCGUAUCUCUCCUGUAAAGUGGAUGAGUUUAAUGUGUCCAGCACUCAGUUUGUGGGGAACCUUCAGGAGAGCCCAGCAGGACAGGAGAGGGCUCUAGAACAGAUUCUGGAGUAUGAGCUGCUUCUUAUCCAGCAGCUUAAUUUCCAUCUGGUUGUUCACAAUCCUUAUCGGCCCUUGGAGGGUUUCCUGAUUGACUUGAAGACCAGAUACCCAUUGUUAGAGAACCCAGAGAUGCUGAGAAAGAGUGCAGAAGACUUUCUCAACAGAGCAGCAAUGACAGAUGCUGGACUCCUCUUUUCUCCGUCUCAGAUCGCCCUUACCGCCAUCCUUAACGGUGCUGCACGUGCUGGCCUCAAGAUGGAGGCAUAUUUGACCGAAUGCAUGGGGCUUAAGGGGGAUAAAGAGACCCUCUCAAAGAUGUACGAGUCAAUGAGACGAAUAACAAGUCUUGUUAAAGCAUACGAGCUUCCCAAAGCUGAGGAGGUCAAUACCUACAAACAGAAACUGGAAAGGAUUCAUGCUGAAUUUGCUACAAACUUGAAAAGAAAACAUGGAUAUGAAGAUGAUGAUCACGUGGCGAAAAGGCAGAUGGUGGCUGAGGAAGAGUGGACCGAUGAGGAUUUGGAUGCAUUGUGACAAUGAAAUUGUUUUUAAAUUGGCAACGUCCUCUGAACAGGUUGAGUGAUUGCCAUAACUGACUGAGGAUGCACUUCUCAAACUGGAUUGUAGAUAUUUUAGCAAAAUGUCAUGUAAAGCUUUUUCUUCUGUGAAAAUAAAACAUGGUUUUUUAUUAUUAA